This is a messenger RNA of Nicotiana tabacum (common tobacco), 1877 nucleotides long. Lineage: Eukaryota; Viridiplantae; Streptophyta; Magnoliopsida; Solanales; Solanaceae. The record is from RefSeq and is a predicted model, not a curated record.
AAAAGUUCUAGCAGCCACUGUUGACAACUGAAUAAACAAAGUUGCUGAAAAAUGCAUCUAUCAAAAAACAUUAGCAUAAAUAUGCAACAACACUUUGGAGAAUCUAUCAAACCAAAUAACCCUCCCAAAAUGCAGUUCUUCAACUUCAUUUCCUUUGUCUUUUUUGUGUCUUUCCUCUUUUUAUUAAGGAAAUGGAAGAACUCCAAUAGCCAAACCAAAAGAUUGCCUCCAGGUCCAUGGAAAUUACCUGUACUUGGAAGCAUGUUUCAUUUGCUAGGUGGACCUCCACAUCAUGUCCUUGGAGAUUUAGCCAAAAAAUAUGGUCCACUUAUGCACCUUCAACUAGGUGAAGUUUCUGUAGUUUCUGUUACUUCUCCUGAGAUGGCAAAAGAAGUACUAAAAACUCAUGACCUCGCUUUUGCAUCUAGGCCGUUACUUUUGGCAGCCAAAAUUGUCUGCUAUAAUGGGACAGACAUUGUCUUUUCCCCCUAUGGCGAUUAUUGGAGACAAAUGCGUAAAAUUUGUCUCUUGGAAUUGCUCAGUGCCAAAAAUGUUAGGUCAUUCAGCUCAGUCAGACGAGAUGAAGUUUUCCAUAUGAUUGAAUUUUUUCGAUCAUCUUCUGGUAAGCCAGUUAAUGUAUCAAAAAGGAUUUCUCUAUUCACAACCUCUAUGACAUGUAGAUCAGCCUUUGGACAAGAAUACAAGGAGCAAGACGAAUUCGCACAACUAGUAAAAAAAGUGUCAAGCUUAAUGGAAGGGUUUGAUGUUGCUGAUAUAUUCCCUUCAUUGAAGUUUCUUCAUGUGCUCAGUGGAAUGAAGGCUAAAGUUAUGGAUGCACACCAUGAGUUAGAUGCCAUUCUUGAAAAAAUUAUCAAUGAGCACAAGAAAAUUGCAACUGGAAAGAAUAAUAAUGAAUUAGGAGGUGAAGGAUUAAUUGACGUACUGCUAAGACUUAUGAAAGAGGGAGGCCUUCAAUUCCCGAUCACCAACGACAACAUCAAAGCUAUUAUUUUUGACAUGUUUGGUGCGGGAACGGAAACUUCAUCAACCACAAUUGACUGGGCCAUGGUCGAAAUGAUAAAGAAUCCAAGUGUAUUCGCUAAAGCUCAAGCAGAGGUAAGAGAAGCCUUCAGAGAGAAAGAAACUUUUGAUGAAAAUGAUGUCGAGGAGUUGAAAUACUUAAAAUUGGUUAUCAAAGAAACUUUCAGACUCCAUCCUCCAUUUCCCCUUUUGCUCCCAAGAGAAUCUAGAGAAGAAACAGAUAUAAACGGCUACACUAUUCCUUUUAAAACAAAACUUAUGGUUAACGUUUGGGCUAUUGGAAGAGAUCCAAAAUAUUGGGAUGACGUGGAAAGUUUUAAGCCAGAGAGAUUUGAGCACAACUCUAUGGAUUUUAUUGGUAAUAAUUUUGAAUAUCUUCCCUUUGGUAGUGGAAGGAGAAUGUGCCCUGGGAUAUCAUUUGGUUUGGCUAAUGUUUAUUUGCCACUAGCUCAAUUGUUAUAUCAUUUUGAUUGGAAACUCCCUACUGGAAUCAAUUCAAGUGACUUGGACAUGACUGAGUCGUCAGGAGUAACUUGUGCUAGAAAGAGUGAUUUAUACUUGACUGCUACUCCAUAUCAACUUUCUCAAGAGUGAUGCAAUGAUAUCAACCUUUUGAAUUUCGGUCAACCCCACCAAUAGUGUAUUAAUUCUUCUCCUAGUGUUGUAGGUUUUACCUAUUUCUAUUAUAUGUAUUUUAUCAUAUAAUAAAAAUCAUGAUAGUUUUGGAUACAAGUUGUCGAAUGAGUUUUUUUGUUGAUUUCAAAUUUUUGAAUGUAAUGAAGUGGGGACACUAUACAUACUUACAUCCCUCGUAUUAUGACGAUUCAGGAGAUAAA